AUGGAUCAGCUUGCCGAUCUCGGGGCUCGCUUCGUCGGGCCCUUGCUCGCAUGGGUUGACGCGGCGCCGUGGCAUGUCUUUGUCGUCUUGUUCAUGGCCCUCGUCCCGCUCGGACUGCUCUCCCUCUACCUGCUCCUCCGCGUCAUCGCCCCCAAGCCGCGGCCUGCCUUUCCGUCGGAGAAGACGUACGUCACGUCCAGUCCGUCCGGGACGCCGACGGCCCCGAGGCAGCUUCCGUGCUGGUACGACCGCUGGCUGGCCGAACGCCGUCUCGACGAGCCGCAGGACCCGCGAGACCAAGUCCACCGCGGAUACCCUGCCAGCACGGACAUCAGCUCCAUCGAGCCUGCCGAGGUCCGCCUCAGCGUCGUUUUCCCGGCCUACGACGAGGAGGAUCGGAUCCUGCCCACGCUCGAGGAGGCUGUCGCCUACCUCGACGAGCACGUCGGCCGGUCCAAGAGCCUCCCGGCCUCGGGCAGCCCUGCGAUACGACGUCACACGCGCAACUACUCGAACGGUUCCGAACCGAACCUCGACCUCGGCGGAUACGAGAUCCUCAUCAUCAACGACGGUAGCCGCGACAGAACUGUCGAUGUCGCCCUCGAUUUUGCCAACAAGCACGAGCUCCACGACAUCCUGCGCGUCGUGACCCUCGCCCAGAACAGGGGCAAGGGUGGCGGCGUGACGCAUGGGCUGCGUCACGUCAGGGGCGAGUACGUCCUCUUCGCCGACGCCGACGGAGCCUCGCGCUUCAGCGACGUCGCCAAGCUGAUCGAGGGCUGCGAGGAGGUCGUCGACGGCUCGCACCGAGGCGUCGCCAUCGGCAGCCGCGCCCACCUCGUCGGCAGCGAGGCCGUCGUCAAGCGAUCGGCGCUGCGAAACUUCCUCAUGCGCUCCUUUCACCUAGUCCUCACCAUCCUCACUCCGCCGGCCACGUCGCGCAUCCGCGACACCCAGUGCGGCUUCAAGCUCUUUUCGCGUUCCGCUCUCCCCCACAUAGUCCCGUACAUGCACACCGAAGGUUGGAUCUUCGACAUCGAGAUGCUCAUGCUCGCCGAAUCGGCCCCGGCCACGCCAGUCCUGAGCAGCGACGGCACCGUCAUCGGUGAGAGCCCCGGCAUCAAAGUUGCCGAGGUUCCCAUCCAGUGGCACGAGGUCGGCGGCAGCAAGCUCAACGUCAUUCAGGACAGCCUUAAGAUGGCCCUCGGCCUCGCCGUCCUGCGUGCGAGCUGGAUGUUGGGCGUCUACCGUCGCCGCUUGACCUGA
Molecule: messenger RNA, 1266 nt
Organism: Drechmeria coniospora
Lineage: Eukaryota; Fungi; Ascomycota; Sordariomycetes; Hypocreales; Ophiocordycipitaceae
Product: dolichyl-phosphate beta-glucosyltransferase
Exons: 3
Coding region: 1-1266 (421 amino acids)
Cellular component (GO): endoplasmic reticulum membrane
Source: RefSeq, a predicted model, not a curated record